AUGACACGCUCAGCUGAAUCCAAUUCUGUUCUUGAUAUUUACGACUAUGUACGUCCAGUGUUAAUGUUCUGGGACCCCAUGAAUCAGCUUAGUUGCUUAAAUGGUAGAAUGAAGUGUCCUAGACCAGCAUGUCAAAUUGGCUCGGAUAUUCGGUGGCUACGUUCAGCGCACUGGAAAGACUGCCGUAACCAAAGAGAAUCGUGCAGGAUAUUAUAUGGGAUUAAUGGACCCAUUUACUUAGUCAGCCGUGUUUAUCGAUGUAGUGGACAGCAUGCAGAAAUUAUAGCCCACGAUCCUUCAAUUUUGAAUCUUAUUCCAGAAUCACGUAGGCCGUUUAUUUUGUCGCAUAUUACAGGAGUGACAUGCCAACUUCAGGAUUAUGUUGUUUGCUCAAUAAUAAACGGUUUGAAAAUGGAACAUAUUGAAUCAAUGCUUGGUCAACUUUACAUGAAGGAAUACACUAAAAAGCGUGCUUCAUUUGAAGAAGAUUUACAAUUACAGUUACUAUCUGGUAAAGUAACAGAAAACGGUGAGGUAAAUAAAAUGUUCCCGGCUGAUAUUCCAAACGAGUAUAAGGCCCAAGUAUAA
Molecule: messenger RNA, 588 nt
Organism: Paramuricea clavata
Lineage: Eukaryota; Metazoa; Cnidaria; Anthozoa; Malacalcyonacea; Plexauridae
Source: the annotation of a GenBank genome assembly